GUUAUACGUGGAAGAUGGUUCAUGAUGUUCGCUUCCUUCUUAAUCAUGGCCGGCGCCGGCGCAACUUAUCUAUUCGGCGUUUAUUCCAAAGAGAUUAAAGCAACUCUAGGCUACGAUCAAACAACUCUCAAUAUUCUAAGCACAUGCAAAGACCUCGGCGCCAAUAUCGGAGUCCUCUCUGGGCUCCUGGCCGAGAUUGCGCCUCCCUGGUUUGUCCUCCUCGUCGGUGCUGCCAUGAACUUUGCCGGGUAUUUCAUGAUCUGGCUCGCCGUGAUGAGGAAAAUCGCCAAACCGAAGGUUUGGCAAAUGUGUAUGUACAUUUGUAUCGGCGCAAAUUCUCAGAAUUUCGCCAACACGGGCUCACUCGUUACUUGUGUUAAGAAUUUUCCUGAGAGUAGAGGCAUGAUGUUGGGGAUAAUGAAAGGAUUUGUGGGAUUGAGUGGGGCGGUUUUUACUCAACUUUAUCUUGCAAUUUAUGGGAACGAUGCGAAAUCUAUGAUUCUUCUUAUUGGGUGGCUGCCGGCCUUGAUUUCUAUAGUGUUUGUUUAUACUGUCAGAACGCUGAAGGUUUCUAGUCAUCCGAAUGAGCUUAAAGUUUUCUAUCAAUAUCUUUAUAUCACAAUUGCAAUGGCUUUGUGUUUAAUGGGAUUAACCAUAGCUCAAAAACAAGUUGAUUUUUCACAUUAUGGUUAUGUAGGAAGCGCCAUUGUUGUUUGUGCUUUCAUUUGCAUGCCUCUUUUGAUAGCAUUUAGAGAAGAAUACGCCACUUGGAAACUCAAAAAACAUCGGGCUCCGGCUCCUACAAGUAUUGUUGUUCAUGAACCAGCGAAAAAAUCUGAAAUUUCAGAGAUUGAAGAAGAACCACAAACCCAGAAUAAAGAAGAUCAUGAUGAAGUUCCAUGCUGUGGGAACAUUUUCAAGAAGCCGAAGAGAGGCGAAGACUAUGGAAUUUUGCAGGCGCUUUUGAGUGUGGACAUGUUGAUUCUUUUCAUGGCGACAUUCUGUGGACUCGGCUGCAGCUUAACUGCAAUGGACAAUCUCGGCCAAAUCGGUGAAUCUUUAGGCUAUCAACAACACGUAGUCAACACAUUUGUUUCACUUGUCAGCAUUUGGAAUUACUUCGGCAGAGUUUUCGCGGGCUUCGUUUCCGAAAUCAUUCUCUUAAAAUACAAAGUCCCCCGCCCUCUUAUAAUGGCAAUCGCCCUGAUCCUCUCCGCCAUUGGCGACCUCCUAAUCGCAUUCCCCAUUCCGGGUUCAGUCUACAUUGCUUCGCUACUCGUGGGGUUCUCGUUUGGGGCGCAAUUGACGCUGCUUUUCAUCAUCAUAUCGGAGCUUUUCGGGUUGAAAUAUUACUCGACGCUCUUCAACUGCGGCCAACUGGCCAGCCCGCUCGGCUCGUAUGUGCUCAAUGUGGUUGUUGUGGGGAGAUUUUACGAUAGAGAGGCGAUGAGGCAGCUUGCGGAGAAGGGAUUAACGAGAGCGAUGGUGAAGGAGCUGACGUGCAUUGGGAAGGAAUGUUACCGGCUCUCCUUCUCCAUUCUCGCUGGUGUUAACGUUUUCGGAGCUCUCGUCACGUUUAUUUUGGUGAUGAGGACUCGUAAAUAUUAUAGCGGAGAUAUAUAUGAGAAAUUCAGGAAAGAAAUUGCUGCUAAUGAGAAGAAAAAUCAAAUAAAAACAAAAAAUUGUGGAUAA
Pistacia vera is the source of this 1692-nucleotide messenger RNA. RefSeq names its product protein NUCLEAR FUSION DEFECTIVE 4-like. The transcript has 2 exons. Gene Ontology annotation, cellular component: membrane. The coding region runs from base 22 to 1692 and encodes 556 amino acids. The record is from RefSeq and is a predicted model, not a curated record. NCBI's taxonomy places the organism in Eukaryota, Viridiplantae, Streptophyta, Magnoliopsida, Sapindales, Anacardiaceae.